Messenger RNA from Scaptodrosophila lebanonensis, 2986 nucleotides. It is a transcript of the gene Orc1, whose product is annotated as origin recognition complex subunit 1. Gene Ontology annotation, cellular component: nuclear origin of replication recognition complex. The transcript is spliced from 3 exons. The record is from RefSeq and is a predicted model, not a curated record. Gene Ontology annotation, biological process: DNA replication initiation; mitotic DNA replication checkpoint signaling. Gene Ontology annotation, molecular function: ATP hydrolysis activity; ATP binding; chromatin binding. Lineage: Eukaryota; Metazoa; Arthropoda; Insecta; Diptera; Drosophilidae. The coding region runs from base 84 to 2864 and encodes 926 amino acids.
GCCAAACUAGAACGCAACCUAUUUUCCGUAAACAUAUUAUUGCUGACUAAGUAGAUUCAAUCUACGGUAAACAUCAAAUCGCAAUGGUGAAUAAAGAAAAUUCAUUUAGUACUGGGCAGCAGAUUAAGUGGAUCGGCAGCAACGAUCCGAACGUAUACUUUAAGAAUUUGGAGCACAGAAACGUGUUAUUUUACAAAAAGUGCAUUUACGGCCCGCUGACGUUAUCAGUCGGGGAUUACAUAUUAGUUUCAAACGCCGAUGCGGCCGAACCUGACACAGUGGAUGGUUGUGACGUUGCAAGGGUCUUGCAUCUUUAUGAAUUGCGGGAGAUGACCAACAAGGAAACCAGCCGCGCUAUAGUUCAAUGGUACUCACGUCCACAAGCCUUACCACAUAAGGAAUUCGAUAAUGAUAAUAUUUGUAUUGAUUUUGGAGUAGAAAUUGUAGAGGAGCAUCGACCCUACGACAACGACGUAGCAUUGGGUGCCAUUUAUCGCAAGUGUAUUGUACUCGAGGCAUCUUCGCAGUGUAGUGCUGAUCAGAUUUUAAAGCAAACCCAAACGAAGUAUAAUAUCAGUUGUCCCAUGUUCGUGUGUCGCUAUAAGUUUGUUAAGGUGAAAAAGAAGUCUUAUCGUUUAAUACCUUUGGAGUUUCAAAUUGAAGAAACUACCACACCUGCAGUAGAAGCUAAACGUGUUCGCAGAAGUAGCACAAGGCAAAAUGCGACCAAGAGCGGUUCCGCUUCAGCACACAAAGCAUCCUCGGAGCGUUCCAACUUUGCCGAGAAACGCCGGAGAGCGUCAGUGGCUGCCGCUAGCGCCGUGGAAUUUAUUGACGUCAACUAUUUCAAUAGUGAAAACAAAGUGUCGCCCAUAAAGAUUGUUGGGGGUCGUAGUGUGGUGCGGCUAUCCGAGAAAAAAAAACGUUUGGAUGCGGUGGGUGAGCCAGAGAUUAAUGCCAAUUAUCUUGUUGCCUCACCUCUAACUGAAAAAAAUGCCAAAAUAGAGACGCCCAAAUCACGCGCCUCGGCCGCGCGCCGUAAUCUUAAUCUCAGUCUGGACAAAGGCGCAGAUACAACCGCCGAUUCUGACUGCCUUAACUAUUCAAUAGUGAAACAAACACCUGAUCCUAAGACCCCCUCAAAUGAUAUGAAAAUUAAAUUGCGUGUUUCGGAAAGAAGAAAAUCCGUGCGCCUGGCAUCUAUGGAUGAAGAUCGCGAUCCUCUGAAUCUAGAUAGGCAGUGCGAUACACCUAAUUCACAACGAAGAAAAAGACUUGGCAUUACUAAUGGAGAUAUUUAUCAUACCCCGUCCAAAAAGUCCAGGGAAUUGCAGGAAAAUGGAGCUACGGAGCAAACGCCCACCACACGUCGCAAGAGCAUUUUGAAAUCGGCAACCUCUCGUCUAGCUGAAGGAACCCCAAGGCGUAGCAUUCAACUUUCAAAUAUUGUGGAGCAACGCAUUUUUAAGGACGACGACGUCAUAUCUACACCUAAGCGGAGUCGUGCGAAAAUAUCCCAUUCAGGGGAGGGAGAUGAAGACUACACACCCAAGAAGUCAACACAAAAGACCCCUACUCGCAGCCGCCGUGCUAGUACAACCACGAGACCAGCCAAGGAUAGUGCGCCUCUGACACCAUCGCAGAAGCUAAAAAAAAUACGUGCCGGCGAAUUAAGUCCUACUAUAGAGCAGCGUCUGCGGCCAGUAGAUAAAUCCUGCAAAUCCCAAUUGCAGCUGGCGCGAGAACAGCUGCACGUAUCUAUUAUUCCCAAGAGUUUACCUUGUCGCGAAAAGGAGUUCGAUAAUAUAUACAGCUUUUUGGAGGGCAAAAUUCAGGACGAGUGCGGUGGCUGCAUGUAUGUCUCAGGAGUGCCCGGUACAGGCAAAACAGCCACAGUAACAGGCGUCAUUCGUACUCUUCAACACCAAGUAGCCCAGGAAAAGUUGACACAAUUCGACUUUGUUGAAAUCAAUGGAAUGCGUCUAACAGAACCAAGACAAGCAUACGUGCAGAUAUACAAGCAACUGACAGGCAAAACGCUCUCGUGGGAGCAUGCGCACACUUUAUUGGAGAAGCGUUUUACCACGCCGGCCCCACGACGACUAACGACUGUGCUCCUGGUAGAUGAGCUCGAUAUUCUAUGCAAUCGACGACAGGAUGUUGUUUACAAUUUGUUAGAUUGGCCAACUAAGUCUGCGGCCAGGCUAGUAGUGAUUACCAUCGCCAAUACCAUGGAUCUGCCAGAACGUUUGCUAAUGGGCAAGGUCACUUCGCGUCUGGGUCUUACACGACUCACUUUUCAACCAUAUACGCAUAAACAGUUGCAGGAAAUCGUCACAGCACGUUUGGGCGGCUCAGAUGCUUUUAAGGGUGAGGCAGUACAGCUGGUAGCGCGCAAAGUGGCCGCCGUAUCUGGUGAUGCGCGUCGAGCUCUGGACAUAUGUCGACGCGCCACUGAGAUAGCGGACAUGACCGAACAAUCAGUGGCUACGGCAACGAAAUGCGUCAGUAUUCUGCAUGUCCAGCAGGCUUUGGCCGAAAUGAUUGCAAGCGCCAAGGUUCAGGCCAUUAAGAAUUGUUCUCGAUUGGAGCAGAUUUUUCUACAGGCUGUUGCCGCCGAGGUUACACGCACGGGCGUAGAGGAAACAACUUUUAUGGGCGUUUACACGCAGGUGGAAACAAUUGCUGCUUUUAUGGGCGCAGUAGUUCCGGCGCCGGGUCGCGCUUUGCGUCUCUGCUCCAAACUGGGUGCUGAGCGUCUAAUAAUCUGCGAGCAUUCGCGUACCGAUAUAUUUCAAAAAAUUCUGUUAAAUGUCAGCGCCGAUGACAUCCACUAUGCGUUGCGAGUGGAGGGUAAUAACUAAAAUCUUUAAAUAGAAAAUUUUAAUUGACACUAACACGUUUAGCUACAAAGGUUUUAUCAGUAAUUUAAUUAUAUUUAAGUUUCUCUUUUAAACAAUUUAAAGUACAAACUCGUUAUUACAAA